CCCGCCGAUUCGUCAUCCUCCCUCUUUCAACCCCUCCACAUACACACAUCCAUCCCUUUGCUCCCCUCCCCCUCCCCCUCCCCCUCCCGCCCCUCCGAGCUUUGUCACGAUCGCGCCCGCCGGUGACACGCGCAUUCCGACCUCGCCCGCAGACUCUUUUCUUUUCGCCAAUCGCUCUGCAACAAACACACGCACACGCAUAGCAUACAUAACGCCCACGCACUGAUCGACCUUUGCGGCGCAAUCGAGACCGCCAAUCGGAAAAACCAGCAGCCAUGGAUUUCAACAGCUCGUCGCCGUUCCCCGAGGGCGUCAUAUCCUUCCUCGACACCGAUCUCUACAAGCUGACGAUGCAAUGCGCCGUCUUCAAGUAUUUCAAAGACGUCCCCGUCACCUACGCCUUCACGAACCGCACCCCCGAGAAGAAGCUGUCGAGGGCCGCCUUCCAGUGGCUGCAGGACCAGAUCCAGAAGCUCGGCAACAUUUCCCUCUCGGACGAAGAAUACCGCUUCCUCAAGACGCACUGCGAUUACCUCGGCGAUGAGUACGUGCACUUCCUCAAGGACUUCCGCCUGCGCCCGCGCGAGCAGGCCGUCGCGACCUUCCACCCCGUCGGCGACGACACGGGCGCCGACUCGGACGUUGGCGACCUGCACGUCGAGAUCAAGGGCGCCUGGCUCGACACCAUCCUCUACGAGAUCCCCCUGCUCGCCCUGACCUCCGAGGCCUACUUCCGCUUCAUGGACACGGACUGGAGCUACGAGGGCCAGGAGGAGCAGGCCUUCGCCAAGGGCAUGCGCCUCCUCGAGGCCGGGUGCACCUUUUCCGAGUUCGGCACCCGCCGCCGUCGCGACUACCACACCCAGGCCCUCGUCUUCCGCGGCCUCGUCAAGGCCAGCAAGGAGGCCGCCGCCAAGGGCUUCGCCGGCCGCCUUACCGGCACCAGCAACGUGCACCUGGCCAUGCGCUUCGGCAUCCCGCCCGUCGGCACCGUCGCCCACGAGUGGUUCAUGGGCAUCGCCGCCAUCCACGACGACUACAAGGCCGCCACCGAGCUGGCGCUGCGCUACUGGGUCGGCUGCUUCGGCGGCAAGCUCGGCAUCGCGCUGACGGACACGUUUGGCACGCGCGAGUUCCUGCGCGCCUUCAGCCAGCCGGUGCAUACGAUGGACGGCGACGAGAGCCGCUUCAAGACCGCCGACGGCAGCAGGCUGCUGACGUACGCCGAGCUGUUCCAGGGCGUGCGCCAGGACUCGGGCGACCCGGCCGACUACGUCAAGAUGCUGCGCCAAUACUACGACAGCCAGGGCAUCCGCGACAAGACGAUAGUCUUUUCCGACUCGCUUAAUAUCGAGCGGUGCCUCGAGUAUAAGGAAAUUUCGGAGAAGGCGGGCUUCACGCCGACCUUUGGCGUGGGCACCUUUUUGACCAACGACUUUACGCACCUCAAGACGGGCACCAAGUCGGUGCCCCUCAACAUCGUCAUCAAGCUGAGCUCCGCCAACGGCCGGCCGGCGAUCAAGAUUAGCGACAACAUUGGCAAGAACACGGGCGACAAGGAGACGGUGGACAAGGUCAAGAGCCAGCUCGGCUACGUUGAGAAGGAGUGGAAGGGCGGCGAUGAGACGCAGCGCUGGGGCAAAGAGGAGGACAAGGCAUAGGGGCGUGCUGGUGCCAUUUAGAGCGCGCCCGGCGACGGGCUGGGGGGAGGAUUUUUUCAAGGAGUUAUCCAUGAUGGCACUGCAGAGCCCGGCAUCAUGACAAGGCAGGGCGGCAGGGGCAAGAGGCCUCUCAUUUUGACGACGGCGAGGUAUAGACUUUUCGUAAGAUACCUAUUGAUUGAUACAGGAAUCGAAUUGGCCGAGUGCCGGCAGAGAGAGAGA
Colletotrichum navitas is the source of this 1883-nucleotide messenger RNA. Its product is annotated as nicotinate phosphoribosyltransferase. The transcript has 3 exons. Lineage: Eukaryota; Fungi; Ascomycota; Sordariomycetes; Glomerellales; Glomerellaceae. The record is from RefSeq and is a predicted model, not a curated record. Gene Ontology annotation, molecular function: nicotinate phosphoribosyltransferase activity. Gene Ontology annotation, biological process: NAD+ biosynthetic process via the salvage pathway. Gene Ontology annotation, cellular component: cytosol. Bases 276 to 1661 code for a protein of 461 amino acids.